Acanthoscelides obtectus is the source of this 276-nucleotide messenger RNA. The record is from the annotation of a GenBank genome assembly. NCBI's taxonomy places the organism in Eukaryota, Metazoa, Arthropoda, Insecta, Coleoptera, Chrysomelidae.
UCUUUUUAUAUUCCAUCUACCACGAAGGCUUAAACACCCAUGGGGUACCGUGGGGCUACAGGGGAAAGGGGGAACGCCACACGGACUCUGGCGGGGGAACACGUGUGCAUGCAACAUGCACAUAUUCUCGCCCCGCCUACGAGAUCCGCCGGGUGGUACCUCCGCGUUUGACAGUCAGUGACCAUCUACUACCUACGGACAAUCACAACAUCCAUAGUCAAAAGACAAAGCGCACGGCGACUGAUCAGGAGACCGAAGAGUCUACUACUGCGGCCA